AUGAAUAUAUUAUCGUUGUGUAUUUCAUUUUUUAUGUUCAUUCAAUUAUUGAAUAACUCUGGUAUGUUUUCCUGUUCAAGCAAUGUUGACAAAAAUGGUAAUAAUUUCUUAUUGAAAAAUAUGAAAGCAGGAAAGCCAAAAGUGACUUUAAAAAAUGAAUUAAUAAAUAAAAUUAAAAAAAAAGCAAAUCAUAUUCGAAUGCUAUACAAUAUUCUAAAUGAAAAAAAUAUAAGCAAGCCUAUUUACAUAUUUAUAAAUGACCAAAAUGAAAAAAAAAAAAAAUCCCUCAAAGAUUUAUAUUUGCUAGGAAAAUUAGAUUUUCUACAAGGUUUCAACACACCUAUAUCAAAAUAUUAUAUAUCACUAAAAAACAAAACCAUAUCUUAUAGAAUGCUGUUAGGAGACAAAAUAAACAAUGAAAGAAAAUAUAUAAAUAGUUUAAGUCCUGAAGAUAAAGAUAUAUAUGUAAAAGGUAAAAUUGAAGAAUACGAAAACCUAAGAGUUAGCGUUAAUCAAAUGUCCUCGAAUAUAGAAAAAAAGUUCAAAUCAAUAGAAGAAUUAAUGACAUUUUUAAAAAAUUAA
Messenger RNA from Plasmodium berghei ANKA, 582 nucleotides. RefSeq names its product conserved protein, unknown function. The record is from RefSeq and is a predicted model, not a curated record. NCBI's taxonomy places the organism in Eukaryota, Apicomplexa, Aconoidasida, Haemosporida, Plasmodiidae. Bases 1 to 582 code for a protein of 193 amino acids. The transcript is spliced from 4 exons.